AACUACAAAAUCAAGAAAUGUCAUCAAAUAUACAAAAGCAACAAUAAUUUUAUUUGUAUUUGCUUGCUAUUUAUUUAAACGCUACAAUUAAAGCUCUAUAUUAUCUACAAAAUGAUUUUAAAGUAAAUUGUGCCGUGUAAACUGGGUAUUGUAAGCGAGAUUGGUUACGACACAUGGCGGGUUUUUGAUUAUUGUUCAAUAACUCCACGUACAAUUUACAAACAAUCUAAUGCUUGUCUUCAAAUUACCAAGCUAUACAUGAUAAUAGCGUCAUUUAUGUUAAUAAAUAUACAGCAAAACAAAAUCUCCCAGUCACUGAAAAAGGCCAUUCGAUCUUACAAGAUGCCUGCAGCAAGUUUUGGUUCGUUAUCACAGAUGCCAGCCAACGGUGACUGUGGCAUCAAAGAUGUUUGGAAUCACAACCUGCAUGAAGAGUUCCAAAUUAUUAGACAAGUCGUACAGAAAUACCAUUGGGUGGCAAUGGAUACAGAGUUCCCGGGUGUUGUGGCCAGACCCAUUGGCGAGUUCAGAUCCACAGCUGACUAUCAGUAUCAGCUCCUGAGGUGUAAUGUUGACUUGUUGAGGAUAAUACAGCUUGGUCUCACAUUUAUGGAUGAGAAUGGGAAAACUCCACCUGGUUAUACUACUUGGCAGUUUAAUUUUAAGUUUAAUUUACAGGAGGAUAUGUAUGCUCAAGAUUCAAUUGACUUGCUCCAAAAUUCAGGAUUACAAUUCCGAAAACAUGAAGAAGACGGAAUUGAGCCUCUUGAAUUUGCAGAACUCUUAAUGUCAUCAGGUUUAGUCCUAAUGGACAACAUAAAGUGGCUAAGUUUUCAUUCUGGUUACGAUUUUGGAUAUCUUCUGAAGCUGUUGACAGAUCAAAACCUACCCACAGAUGAGAAUGACUUUUUUGAAAGCCUGAGACUAUACUUUCCAACUGUGUAUGAUGUCAAGUAUUUGAUGAAACUUUGCAAGAACUUAAAAGGUGGCCUGCAGGAAGUAGCGGACCAGCUGGAGCUGCGGCGAGUUGGUCCUCAACACCAAGCCGGCUCCGACUCACACCUCACAGGGAUGGCAUUCUUCAAAAUUAAAGAGAUAUUUUUCGAUGACAACAUAGAGAGUUCGAGCGGUCACCUGUACGGGCUGGGCGCGCCGUUCUCGGUCAACGCCAACAACUUUCAAGACAACGGAGAAAACGGAAACUCGUCCUGAGAUGAGUUUGUGUUCGUCUCCCACCUGACCCCGCAGCCCAGGGUGUUCCACCUCACCGAGUGAACUGUGAAGUGUACAUUUUCCAAUAGGUGUUGUAAUUUUGCACAGUAUUUUUUAAAAUGGAUUAGGCUAUAUUAUGAGUAGCGUAAAAUUUUAAUUACGGAAAUAACGCGAUGAAAUAUUUUUAUUUGAU
This is a messenger RNA of Aricia agestis (brown argus), 1405 nucleotides long. Its product is annotated as CCR4-NOT transcription complex subunit 7-like. Gene Ontology annotation, cellular component: P-body; CCR4-NOT complex; CCR4-NOT core complex. Gene Ontology annotation, molecular function: poly(A)-specific ribonuclease activity; nucleic acid binding. Lineage: Eukaryota; Metazoa; Arthropoda; Insecta; Lepidoptera; Lycaenidae. The record is from RefSeq and is a predicted model, not a curated record. The coding region runs from base 259 to 1212 and encodes 317 amino acids. The transcript has 8 exons.